UCAUGUGUAUCCACUCAACAGAAGGCUGGGGAAAAAACAUGUCAUCUGUCCUUAAUGGACAUCUCUGUGGGCAUGCAAGACAUUAGCCCUGGGACGAGUUAAUACAUCAGAUCACUCCGCAACGGGAAUCCAUUUCUGCAAAGACUUCUCUUGAGCAAGGAUUUACCAGCUCAACCAAUGAAGCCGUAUGUUCCCAUUUAACCUUCUGCAUGGGAAAUGGUGGAUCAAGGGCAUGUGCAAACACAACACUGAGGACCCACUACCAUGAGCUCCUUUAAAGUAUCCACGGCCUCUUUAAUGAUCAACGUGCCAGUAUGGUUUCUACUCUGCUCCGGUCCACUGAAAGCCCAGCAGGGGACUACCCCCAACAUUAAACACAUUGUGGUUGGACGUUGUUUCAACUACAUCACACUAGUUAACUCCAGUCUAAGGAUCGACUGUGAGGAGAUCUGGAGACAGUUUGAGGAGGCGGUUGUGCAUCAGUCCUCCUGUAAUGUGACAGUUGAUGAUUACAAUCACAUGUUUUACGCAAUGCCACAAACCUGGCCCUGCGAUAGGUUCCUCUUCUGGAGUAAAACCAGGACGCUGAUGCACAGCUACGCAGCUGUUGUACCUAACUACUGGACCCUGGAGGACACGCUGGUUGGGUACAUGUUCAAUGACCUUAUCUGGUGUGGACAAGAGGAAGACUUGGGUUUUGAUUUCAGUUCUUGUCCGGAGUGGACGGCCUGUAGAAAUCAUCCAGUGUAUUCCUUGUGGAGGCAAGCCUCCCAAAAUUUUGCAGAAAUGGCAUGCGGCAACAUCACCGUAUUGCUGAAUGGCUCUAUUGUCAACGCCUUCAGUGGGAAAAGCAUGUUUGGAAGUGUUGAACUGGACAGUCUGAACGCCUGCCGGGUGAAUUACGUCAACAUAAAAGUGGUGACCAAUCUAGAUGGACCUUUUAUAGAGUCAUGUACUAAAGGGUCCAUUGUAGAGCUGAUCCAGAUCCUCCAGGCCAGAGGGUUCCGCUGGACUUGCACAGACAACGAGGAGACCCUGAUGAUCCUUCAGUGUAUCCUGAACCCCAAACAAGCCUCCUGCCAAACAUGUGCAAACAGCCUCUCGCACAUAAAGAGCCUCACAUAACCCCCCCCCCCCCCCCCCCA
Molecule: messenger RNA, 1145 nt
Organism: Eleginops maclovinus (Patagonian blennie)
Lineage: Eukaryota; Metazoa; Chordata; Actinopteri; Perciformes; Eleginopidae
Product: ADP-ribosyl cyclase/cyclic ADP-ribose hydrolase 1
Exons: 10
Coding region: 265-1125 (286 amino acids)
Biological process (GO): positive regulation of B cell proliferation
Cellular component (GO): plasma membrane
Molecular function (GO): NAD+ nucleosidase activity; phosphorus-oxygen lyase activity
Source: RefSeq, a predicted model, not a curated record